Molecule: messenger RNA, 1929 nt
Organism: Suillus subalutaceus
Lineage: Eukaryota; Fungi; Basidiomycota; Agaricomycetes; Boletales; Suillaceae
Product: WD40-repeat-containing domain protein
Exons: 5
Coding region: 1-1929 (642 amino acids)
Molecular function (GO): protein binding
Source: RefSeq, a predicted model, not a curated record
AUGACUUCUACUGAAUCCUCUGCAAAGCCGACCCUCGAGGAAGCUUCAAUCCCAGUGCAAUCCAGAAGACCAACUCCUAAGCACAAUUUUGAAGGACACGAGAAGGAGAUUUGGGGUUUCGUUUUCCUGCACGACAAUGUCCACAUUGUGAGUGGUUCAGUGGACGGCACUAUGCACAAAUGGAACUGCGACACGGGACUUACUGUCGGGGAACCGUGGAAAGGUGAGGGAGGAGGCAUAUAUCCGCUAGCACUUUCACCAGACGGGAAGAUAAUUGCCUGUGGGAGAGAGGACGGAAGCGUUCAGCGGUGGACUACCGAUGGGGAGAUGAUGGAAGGCAUUUGGACGGGCCAAAGCAAGGCAGUGUGGUCGUUUUCGUGGUCACCCAGCGGAAGUCAUAUUGCCAGCGGGUCCGAAGAUGGAACAAUCCUCAUUCGAAGAGCAGAAAGUGGAAAAGUCGUGGUGGGCCCGAUCAAGACGAAGCAGGAGGGGGUGGAAGCUCUUGCAUAUUCACCUUCGGGUGACAGAAUCGCAUCAGGCGGGUUCAAUACAAUUUGUGUCUGGGACACGAAGACCGGCCAGCCUGUCGUUGGCCCUAUCAGCCUGGGGCUCUCUGUGACAUCGUUGGUGUGGUCGUCCGACAGCACCAAACUCUAUUCCGCAUCCGACAAAUUUGCACGUGUCUUUGACAGUAAAUCGGGCAAACUACUCCAUCGCUUCAAGCACGACCACGUCUUGUAUUCGAUCGCACUCUCUCCCAAACACAAUGUACUGGCAUGUGUCGGCCACCAAGGUGUUGCACAGCUAUGGGAUACAGAGUCCCAUCAGCGACUCGGCCAGCCAUUUCACCAGAUUUACGACACCCUUUACUAUGUGUCGUUCUCUCGAGACGGGAGAUACGUAGCAUAUGGCGGAGACAACAAGAAACUCACUUUAUGGGUGCUCAAAGACAUGGCUCCUCAGCUUCCAGCACCUACACCAGUUCAACAACGCGAUAGCCAAAGCACACAACAGGAAACUCGGUCCAACUCCUCAUCAUUAUCAUGCCUCGAUGCUGAUGCUACUGGGGGUGAUGGCUUCAUUGACGGGGUGCACGAUGAUCUAUACGACAAUUUCUUCCAGUCUUCGCAGCAAUCUCUUCCAUCGCCAUCACCAUCACCUGGCUACCGUCUCCCCCCUUGGUUGUCGGUUCGCUGCCUCUGGAAUGUCGUUUCUCGACAUCGCCCACCGCCAGACGAGUCUAUUCCACAAGAACGCUCAAGACGCAAGUUCUUUGCUCGUCGUGCUCGCUCAGGCUCACCACUAGAGCAUACAACUAUCAAAUCCAACCAACCCGUACCGGAGGAGAAAGUGCGAGAAGGGGAAGGCGAGCAAGGUGUCGAUGUUGAUGAUCGCGGUUCUCGAAAUGAUCCACUCAGUGCCAGAAAGGAUAAAGGCAAACAGCAAGAUGAUGCUCCCGCUGACGCGCAGAGCCUACCAUCUGAUGAUCGUGCUCCCCCCGCCCCCCUCGUUAGCCAAAAUAAUCGAAACUUUUGGGAACGACUAAUACAUCCUCGGGGGAAAUUUUUCACAUUUGGUUUACCGUAUCCUCAACUUGAAAAUACACCCCAACGCAGAAUACCGCAUGAUCCCUGGCGCUGGAAUUUUAGCUUAAUUCCAGCAGGAUCUUCUAGAUGUUCCGAUGAUAUUGCUGCUUGCCGCGAUGAAGAUAGAUAUGGCAUUACCCCUGAAACUGACGAGGAGGCGGCUGCAGCCAUGCUACGCAAUAAUGACGAUGUGGCCGACAGCUCAACGCGACCAGGUCGACGUGCAGUGGUGGCACAGCCCACACAAAUACAAGACUCGACAAGCGGUUCAGAUGAAAUUGUAGUAAGCUGCUGUGGAUUUGUCAUUAGCCGUCGUUGUUGUUCCAACUCGCAUCAGCCAUAA